UGAUCCAUUUAUUUAAUGUGCCCCAAUCCGAACCCUUUCUUCGAGCAGCUGCAACAUGGUUGAUGGUGUCUUUACUGCUUCUCGGAUUUCGGAGGCAGCUGAUGUUUGGGUGAUGAGCGGAUCGCCUCAAAAAAAUUUAGGCCUGUUUACGUUUGGUUCUUGUAUGCUAGCUACUACCUACCAGUAGCUAGUAGCAGCCUUGCUUCUACUAGCUAGCUAGUCUAUUGAAUUCCACAAAACAUCACAAAUCACAAAACGCAGCUGCUGCCUGGACACACUUGAAAACCAACUGGUUGCAAAGAUACCGGACCCAUCACUCACCUCACCUAGCACAAUCUCAUAUUAUCGGAAUUUUCACAUCCCAACCACUCUAACAUAUAAUAACACAACUGUACCGUACCGUACCGUACCGACAACUAACUAAGAUGCCCUUUAUCUACUCUCCUUCCAAGCCGGCGGCUGAAACUACCACGGCAGAAGAAGCAUCGGAUGGUACCACUGCUACUAGUAGUACUAAUGGUAUCAAGACGUACACGACCGUGUCGUUUACUACAGCGGCUCCCAUUAUUUCCGCCGAAAGUGCCACUAUUGCGUCUCAUACUUUGACUACAACCGGUAUUUCUCCAUCUUCCUUGGUGGCCGAAGUGGCGCUCUCCGUGACGGGCGUGGUGCUGUUGGGUCUCAUGAUCAUGCUCUGUGUGCAACGAGUGCAACGACGACGGCAUGCUCGGGCAUUCGCAGACGCACAGCAACAAGAAGAAGAACGCAAACGUCAUCUUCGAACGCAAACCAUUCAAGAGAAACUUCAACUCGUCGAGUGGACUUCUGCUGAAGCUACUGCUGCUGAAGAAGACUGUAAUGCUAGUAGUACUGAUAGUACUGAUGAUGAGGAGGAACCAGACUUGGAGGCGGGAGUUGUCAUUGCAGAAGAAGAACAAGACGAACACGUGUGCUGCAUUUGCAUUGAAGCCUUUCAAGACAAGGAAAUGGUCAGUAUCUCCAACCAUCCAGACUGCAAACACAAGUUCCACAAGCAAUGCAUUGAAAACUGGCUGCAACGACAAGAAGGUUGUCCUACAUGCAGGCGACCGUAUCUGGACGCCCACCUAGAAGAAGAAGAAAAGCCACAACCAGAGCCAUCCGACACGGAUAGCGAUGAUUCUACCACUACUACCACCACCAGUCAACACAAUCAGUAUCACCACGACCAGGACCAGGACAUGCAUGCUUAGAAGGUCUUCUAAAGAUGCCCUUCAUUCAUACUUCCUCUGUGUCCUUGUUGAUUCAUUAGUAUUAUUCCUGUAACACAACUAACUUAGAAGAACGUGUACUACUCU
Messenger RNA from Seminavis robusta, 1337 nucleotides. The record is from the annotation of a GenBank genome assembly. NCBI's taxonomy places the organism in Eukaryota, Bacillariophyta, Bacillariophyceae, Naviculales, Naviculaceae.